Molecule: messenger RNA, 7469 nt
Organism: Pocillopora meandrina
Lineage: Eukaryota; Metazoa; Cnidaria; Anthozoa; Scleractinia; Pocilloporidae
Source: the annotation of a GenBank genome assembly
AUUCAAGAUGGCGGGAGCAAUAUACACAUGUCCUUAUGUAAUUUUGUCAUCUCGCAAAAAUUUCACUUGCCGGAAUUUCAGCCUUGGUUUGAGAGAAUUUGAAGCAGUUUGUAAACGUCAUGCAUCUAGUAUCCGUUCUUCGAGUGUUAAUUUUGUGUUAAAAAACCGCUUACCGGCUUUUCAACUCGAUCCUUGUGAAAGACGAUUUUCUUGCGCAUUUGCCGGGAGGGUUCGCCAUUCAUUAGGAGAAUGGAAUUGGAGUUUAUCUAGACAGUGCUGUAGGUGAGUAUUUUUUUUUCCACUGGAAGUUUGAUAGUCUAAUGGUGUAUUCGCCUUGGAUAGUGGUUAAGGAUGAUGUUCUGAAAAGGUGACCUUCCCGGCCCCCUAUUCCUUGCAAUCAUUGAAAGGGUAUUACAUCAUAACCCACUCAAGAAGUGUAACUUGAUCAACUGUAGGCGACCUAAAUUCGUUCCCUUAUGAAGGAAACCCACCGUAGAACUUGACGAAUUGGAAAUUUUCUAUACGACCUGCUGCAACAUUCUAAAACUCAAUGCACGAUAUACACCCUACAAUGAGGUUUUGGGGUAUAAGCGAGCUCUUGAGCUUUUGGGGUUUAUUCCUGAAACCCUCCUAAUGCUCAGAUUGAUGUAUCCUGUUUUGUACUGAAUUUAUGUUUAAAGAAAUGGGCUUUUACCCUUUUUGACCCUCACUUCAGCAUAGAUAUUCUCCUCACUUUCCUUCAAACAUUUCUAAUUCUGUAAAGACAAAUUGGAUACAAGACUGUCUUAGAGGUCAAAUGGUGGAGAAAACUGUUUUAGUGGAUCAGCAGGCAAGGGGAAUCCCCUUGAUAGCUGGUGUUUAACUAAACGGGACUCCUCACUUGACUUCUGAGAGACUACUUAUCAUUUUGUGAAAAAAUUGCCCACUAAUUUUUGGGAUUACUCUUGUCUAAAUGAUCAAACAAAGAGUAUAACUAUUGCAUGUAGCUUUAUACUGUUAACAUACUGAAGUCAAUUAGUGAACAGAGGUUGAGGUAAAUUGACUCUCCAAAGCAGAGAAUUUUGGCAAAAUAAAUUGUGAUCAUGUCCCAUUUUAAUCCCCAGGACUGAUCUUUUAACUGUUUCACCCCCAAGAUCUAAAAAUCAAUUCUCUUUACAGUUUGCCAUAUCUUUCCUUGUAAUGUUAGCUCGGAGAAUUUGCUAAUAGAUCAAACAAUAUCCUGGGCAAUGCUUAUAUUUGUCUUUCAUCUCGUCAACCUUGUGCUUGAAAAUGUAUCGAUACAUAUAUCAUAAGGAGAAUUCCAAAAGGUGCUAAAAAUGCAACUUUUUUUACAGUAUCAAUUCAUUACCCAGUAGACAGGUGAUGAGAACAGAAAAGUUAGAUAGUAUUUUAUGAUUGAAUACAAAUCUCAGACCUCACAUUUUACAUGUGAGGAAUUUAAACAAUGGUAGACAGUAAGGAGAAUUACCACACAGAUCUAAGGAGUGACAGUUAACAUACAGGACAUACCACACUUUUAAUCUGCGCAUCUGAAUAUAUUCAUAAAGACAUUUGCGCCAAAUAAGUAUUUAUUAAAUAAAUAUUGUCAUUGCCCUCAAUGUGUUGGAACAAUUUUUGUAAUGUACCUUAAGUCUUAAUAUAAUUUGGUAAUUUUGCAAAGUCUUUACUAUCCUUUAUUUUGCAGAUUUUCGACAUAUUCGUAUACUGAGAAAACACAUAUGGACCCUCAUUCUUUAACAGAAACACAUUUAUCACAACUCUGUGAAACAAUAAAAAAGGUAAACAGUGUCAACUACCCGGUAAUGUUUCCAAAGAGAAAUCAGUGACUGGUUUUUCAUGUCUUUUGAAUAUAAUUUUACUUUAACUCUUUUGUGAGUGACACACCUGUAAUAUACAUGUAAUUGCACUCAAGAAAUUGGGGAAAGGAAGCAUGGCCCGUAAAGAUGCCCCACCCCCCCUCCCUCCUUACAUAUAAAACUCACAUGUUCUAGAGAUGCAUUCAUUUUAUUAGCCAAGAAAAAGCGAAUUUCAGCAUAAUUGUAUGAAAAGCAGCUGCAGCUGGCAAAAAUUGUCAUCUUCAUGUACAAAUACUCUGCGUUUUUGCUAGUUGCAUUCUUGGUACAUGGUGGCAACAACAACUGCAGUAUUAAUUUGUAGUCUUGAGGUCCAUGCAUAGCAUGAAAAAGAAAAAUGUUGAGAAAAAGAUACAUACUCUACUAAUUGUAUUUACAAUAAUUGUAUUUGUAGAGUACAAGCUUGCACACAAAAUGAAAAAUACAAGGGACUUGCACUCAUUAACCCUUUAAUUCCCAAGAACUGAUUUUCAAUUCUCCUCUUUGGCUGCUAAACAUUUCUUUAGUUAUUAGUUAUGAGAAUUUAGUGUUAGAUCAAGAUAACAACUUCUACCCGAUAAGUUUGACUAUUCUCAUUUCCUGUUUGCUGAAUAGUUUAUGAAUAUUUUAGGGGGAAGUUGUGUCUAUCACUUCUGGGAGAUAAAGAGCUAACCUUUAAAUUCUAAGUAUGAUCAGCCUGUAACUUCUCACUGUUAUACGGCUGAAUCAUUCAGAUCACAAGAAUAAAGGAAAGAUCAAGAAAGCUUUUACUUGUUAAAAGAAUUUCUCCAUGUCAGUACCAAAGGAAAUGUAUAGAAAAGAGUAUAGAGAUUAUUAAUUCUGAUGCCAGGGUGUAAAGGAUUAAUUGAAAUUACAAGACAUAGUACAUCCAGUUGCCAAUCGACAUUUGUAAAAUUAAGUUUAUUUUAAGAGAUUUUUGAUACUACUACAACUCUUGAAACUGAAUAUUUUUUUUUCAAUUAAAACUUCAGAGUUUUAUACAUAUGUACACAAUGCAUAGCCUUGAUUCUUUAGGAAACACGGGAAAAAGGCAACAUAUACAUGUAUGUGGUUCAACAAGAAAGCAGCAGCUUUUAAAACUUUUCAUCAACCUUGUUGAUGUGCAUCUACAUGGGGCAUCCAAAAAACUUCCUGAAUAAACAUGGUCAGAAGAUACCAAUUCACCUGUAUAGAGAUGCUGCAUUCUUCUGACUAGUAUGAAAUAUAAUCUUUACUUAAUGAUUUGUUAGGAAAAUGUGUUAAUUAUUACUUUUUUCCAUCUAUUUUAUAUAGGAACUCAAUUCCUCCAUCAAACCUCUGAGAGAUGUAAGUCAGUAUUACUUUGAUGGUCAAGGAAAAUACAUCAGACCAAUGAUUGUGCUUUUGACUGCAGAGGCGUGUAACACACACACCUCCAAAAACAGGUUUGUUCCUAUUUUAAUUUACAACUCAUACAUGAGAGUGGGCAUGCAGGGCGUGAAAUUGCGCCUAAUACAGGUGCCAAUACAACUAAAUUUUUCACUCUGGCAACCAAAUCCUGAAAAUUAGUCGCCAAAUUGGCAACUAGAAUGUUUCAUCAUAACCUUACCUAGUGAUAUAGUGAAUUAAAAAGAUUUGCAAAGAUAAAUCUGCAGCAAACUUCCUCGUCAAGUUUGUUUCCAAAAUGCAGCACCUGUGUCUCAAUUGAUAGGUGAGCUUGAACGUUGUAUAUCAUCCAUUCUAGUGUCCACUUUGUAGCACGUUAAAGAUCUUUUCCCUAACACAAUUUCUUGAAAGGAUGACAGCGUAAAAAAAAGGUUUUGUUUGUCUUUGAAAAUGGCGACCAACUUUUUUUCAAUUGGCUACCACUUUAAAGAAUUUAGGAGCCAAGUGGCUAUCAGGAAAAAAAAUUAAUUUCACACCCUGGCAUGCAGCUCAAACUAGGAGCCCAAGUGUUAAUGCCACCUGACUAAGCUACAGAGAAAACAAACAACUAGUUUAAACUGAAUCACCUCUUGGGCUGAAGUCAUUUUGUGUGCCACCACAUGAAUGAUCUCUGGAUCAAAAUUCAUCAUGUCUUUCAUUCUUUUUGCAGGAAAAUCCUUCCAUCACAAACAACAGUUGUAAUGGUGUCAGAAAUGAUUCACACAGCCAGCCUGGUUCACGAUGAUGUUAUUGAUGGAGCUGAUACCAGGCGGGGAAAAACAUCUGUCAAUAAAAUGUUUGGAGAGAGGAUGUCAGUUUUAGCAGCAGACUACAUUCUUGCAUGUGCUUCUCAAGCUUUGGCUAAGCUUGGAAAUAGUGAAGUUGUAGAAUUAUUAGCCAGAGUUGUAGAUGACCUUGUAAAAGGUGAAUAUAUUGCUUUAUAAUUUGACCCCAAAAGCUCUGCAUGCACUUUUAUUGGAAAUCUGAAACCAAUUUUUCAAAAAAUUUAAAGAAAUGGAUCAGGAACUGUAUGGGGUAGCACAGGCUACUGGAUGGAAAAAUGGAACACAAAGGAGGAAAGAGUUGGGCACAAAAGGCACCUGUUUGGAUCUCUGUUAUGACAUAUGGAUCAAGGGCAGUUAAAUACCAUGUCAUCUAUGUCAUCAUCUGCUGGGAUGAAUUCACAAAAAAGUCAUGAUGUAGUGUUUAAUUCCAUUAAGAAGUCAAAUGGGUAGCUGAUGGUGAAAAAACAGUGUCACAUGUUAGAUUUCAAGUGCAAUGUUAGUUGUGUAAGAGUCAUUUUUCUCUCAUGUGUUACUUGUAGGUGAAUUUAUGCAGCUAGGAUCAAAAGAAAAUCCCGAUGAGAGGUUUAAUCAUUACUUAGAAAAGACAUACAAGAAAACUGCAAGUUUGAUAGCAUGUUGUUGCAAAGCAGUAAGUAUUGAGAAUCCCUUUUGUAUCAUUUCUAUCCUAGUUUAUUUGUCUGGUUUACUUUAUAGCUAUGAAUGUUUUUGUGUUUCAUGGUUGAUCUCCUGAGCAAAAAUCCCUUGAUUUGGUGUGUCCUAUUGUAGUAAUGACUGAAGAUAAUUUUUUGCAACUCCAGAGGAGCCUUGAAAUAUUGUAUGAGUUGACCUCCCCUUACAGAAUAAGUAUGCUCCUAAAACCAUGUCUAUGAGAGAAAUAAUAUUAUUAUCUUUGUUAAAUUGUUAAAUGUGCUUGAAAAUCAUCAGCAGAUGCCAUCAUUUUGAAUCUUACGUAGGAACCUGGCUGCUUACAUGUGAUUUAACAAAGUAUCACUCUUUUUCCAUCUCAACAGUAAAGAGGGACACCAAAAGAUAACCUUGAAUCAAAUAAUUUGUGUUCGUUCAUGCGUGUGUGCGUUAUGGCCCAAGCGGAAGCUGUUUAUCCUCUUGCAUGUACAGCCAGGGUUUUUAAUGUUCUCAAAAUUGUUUCCUUCAAAGAAACAAAUUUAGUAUGUAACUAUUUGAAGACAAUUUGUAAUGGUUAACUUACCCUUAGGAUUUUCAAGACACUGUUAGUAGUGACCUUUACACGAACUUUUUUAAAAGCGGGAAAAUGAUAACAUGCGUAUGGUUUCUGAAGCUACUGAAACGUGAAUCAAUCAUUUUAACUAUGAAUAUUUGAUUUUCAGGUGGCUGUAUUUGGAGAUUGUGACCCAGAAGUACAAGAAAUUGCCUUUCAGUAUGGCAGAAAUAUUGGAAUGGCUUUUCAGGUGCGUCAAUUUAUCAUUUUAAGUCACUAGUGUUUUCAUGAUUAUCAUUACGCCCCACCCCUGAAGGAGAAACGCGCCACUGUCACGUACGAGUUGAAUGAAGUUGUUCUCUGUCCGGUGUUGUAGGUAGUAGAUGAUAUUCUGGAUUUUAUAGCCAGUGAAGGAGAGAUGGGAAAACCAACAGCUACAGAUCUUCGGCUGGGGCUUGCAACUGCGCCUGUCUUGUUUGCGUGCGAACAGGUAAUAACACUACCUAUCUGCUGAAGACCUUAAAAAAGGUUCAUGUCAGUUUAAAAAGAAAAAAAGGAAAGAGAUGGAAUAGAGAUAGGUAUAGGUACAAAGUACAGGAUUUCAUAUUUAUUAGCGGUUACUAUUGGACACGCUCGUUCGGCCAAGAUGGGAAGUAAAGAAUGCGGUUAAUGAGUUAGGGCCAUAUUCACUACAGAGGAAAGCGUGCGUAGUCUUGUCCAAUAAAACCAAGCACUUAACACUUCGCCGCUAACAUUGCAGAAGUAUAAUUUUUUUCCGCUACUGCAAAUUUAUUUGCUCUGCCUUCAAGAAGCAUUGUUGCUGUAUUUUGUGCCGUUAUUACUGUGAAAAAGAAACGUCUGGAAAAGUUAAAUAAUAUGAAAGAAAAAAGGACCCAUAAUUUGCAGACUGUGCGAGCAUCUCGACAGCCAUGGAUUGCCAACCAAAACACUGAAGUCAGUUUAACUCACUCACUCUCAAUGCCAGAUAUAUAAUAAAUGGACUUGUUUCCUCUUGGUGUGUUUAAUUUACAGUACCCUGAUUUGAAUGCGCUCAUCAUGCGUCGGUUUAAAGGCCCUAAUGACGUGGAAGAAGCUCGGGAAGCAGUUUAUAAGGUUUGUUGCUCUGAAUUAUCAUCUUCUCAUCUCAUAAGGAAAUUCAAAAGUUUCUUUAGGCUUGCUUUCCACCUCAGGAGUCGCUCGAGGGAUGGGUGUGGGCUACUUACUUGGACAGUUGCUGAGUAUCGAGUCUACUUUUCCUGUCCGUUGUCAAAAGAUUAUGCCUGUGAGGUUGUUUGUAUCUCCAGUUUAUAAAUUUCUCUUGCGAUUCUUUCUUGCACCCUCCUGUCGGCCUUUUGUAAUUUUUGCUCCGCCUUCACUGAUGUACCCGGCCAGACGUGGUAGAUAAUGGGCAAAUUAAGAUGUAAUUUAAAGUGGCAGACUAGUCUUUGGGCAAAAUGGAACCAAUUCAUUCUUUGAGAUAUUCAGAGAGUUGAAUGAGAUGAACUAGGUUAUGACUGUGGUUACUACACCACAGUUUUAUUUGUUAUGAAUUGGAGCACCUCUAGACCCACCCAAACUUGUCCCCAAUCUUCUCUCCUUUGUCACCCAGAGGUUCUCUCAUUUGUAUAAGAAAGAGAUCCGUGACGGGAAAGAUGGGAAAAUCCCUGCUGCUUUGUCGCCGCCCACUUUGACUCGUUCCCAUCUCCUAAGUCUGAGCUCAUUUGAAGACCCUGGCGAUAUGGACCGAGCAACGGAAUCAAAUUCGGCUGUUGGGUAGGACGUGAAUACUGACAGCUUUUCGUCAGUUUUUCGUUCGUUAUUUCGGUUGUAUUGUUUUUAUUCUUGUUCACGGUGAUAACUUGUUCGCGGUAAUGACAUUUUCACGUCGAUACAUACUCGACCGUCGAAAUGGCUUAAGAAAGAAACUGAUUAUCAAUUUCCCCCUGAUUUUUAAAUUUCAGAGUGACGGUAUUGCACGCUCUUAUACACUGGCCAGUCAAUAUGCUAAAGAGGCAGUCAAACAAAUCAACAAGCUGUCUUCUUCUUCCCAGAGAGAUGCAUUGAUCACAAUCACUCAGCAGAUCCUACAAAGACGAAAGUAACUACUUGGCGACUUUCCAUUUUUUUUCCCCCCGAAAAUCUUACUCUUUUAUUUUUGUCUAUAAGUUGUAAACGAAUUGAAAAGUGACCACGAAACUUUUUAAAGGAGACUAAAGACUGACAAUAUUUGCCGUCUUUCUACAUGACUUG